Messenger RNA from Prunus persica (peach), 483 nucleotides. RefSeq lists its product as uncharacterized. The coding region runs from base 1 to 483 and encodes 160 amino acids. The record is from RefSeq and is a predicted model, not a curated record. The transcript has a single exon. NCBI's taxonomy places the organism in Eukaryota, Viridiplantae, Streptophyta, Magnoliopsida, Rosales, Rosaceae.
AUGGGAAAGAGUCAGCAUAGCUCAAACUCCAAGUGUUUCUGCAAGAAAAUCUUCAGCGUUACCUGCCCGGUUUGUAAACUGGCACAAACUCAUGUUUCAGCACAGGAGAAAAGCAAGGUUAAGGCAGAGAUGCCUCCACCGACAAAGAUUCUUGCCGAGCCGAUUCAUGUCAAGGCUAAUUCAAAAGUUGAGAAGCAAAAUCCCAAACUUGAGGCACAACUUACAAAAUCAAAUAGGACAGCAAGUUUGGGUUACAAUGAUGCAUUUUCUGACUACAUUAGUCGCGCAAAAAUCAGGAUCAGAGCUAUGUCAAAUGUUGGUAUGGGAAUGACUGCCUCCAGAUCAAGAGAGGAUGGAUAUGAUACAAAGAAAGAAGAUAACGGCAAAGAUACAUUUUCAGAUUACAUUAAUCGUGCAAAGAUGAGGAUCAGGAAGACAUCAAGUAUUGGAAGCAGAAAGCUUAUCUCCUUCAAACGAGAGUAA